This is a messenger RNA of Phycodurus eques (leafy seadragon), 2985 nucleotides long. Its product is annotated as 7 transmembrane receptor domain-containing protein. The record is from RefSeq and is a predicted model, not a curated record. The coding region runs from base 171 to 1250 and encodes 359 amino acids. Gene Ontology annotation, molecular function: neuropeptide binding; neuropeptide Y receptor activity. Gene Ontology annotation, biological process: G protein-coupled receptor signaling pathway. The transcript is spliced from 4 exons. Gene Ontology annotation, cellular component: plasma membrane; neuron projection. NCBI's taxonomy places the organism in Eukaryota, Metazoa, Chordata, Actinopteri, Syngnathiformes, Syngnathidae.
CCCCCUGACUGACUUCCCUUUUCUGUGGGCUGCUUGAGAGUGUUCAUUGCUAUACAUUUUUUCAUACGCUGCAUGUAGAUAAAACAGUCAAAAAAGAAGAACGCAACAUCAUUCGCAGACUUGAAGAGGGCUUUCUCCAUCUUUAAUUUGCAACAUCAACUGAGGCAAGCAUGGACAUCCUAAUGAAAGAAGGCCACACAGUGAGCGACAACACAAGUCACAGAGCAGACCAAGACGUGGUGGCCGGAAGCAAAAGUCAAGCUCUGAACCAGAGUGACCCACUGGACAUUUUCAUUGGCAUGGAGCUUUUGCUUCGUUUCAAACCUCUCUUCAUGUCUCUCUACUGCCUGGUGGUGGUCAUAGCCAGCGUGGGGAACUUGUUCCUGUUGACUUGCAUCCUGGUGGACAAGAAGCUCCACAACGCCACUAACUUUUUCAUCGGUAACUUGGCCGCUGGAGACCUGCUGAUGUGUUUGAGCUGCGUGCCGAUGACAAUGUCCUAUGCCUUCGGCAGCCAAGGGUGGGCUUUUGGGAGUCCCCUGUGUCACCUGGUGCCCCUGGUGCAAUGCGCCACUGUGUUUGCGUCAGUGCUUUCCCUCACGGCCAUCGCGGUGGACCGAUAUGUUGUCCUCGCUCAUCCGGUGCGUAGGCGGAUUUCUUUGUGGGGUUGCGGUGCAGUGACCCUGGCCAUAUGGCUUUUAUCCGUGGCCUUGGCCGCUCCUCCGUCCUUCUACACACACUACUUGGACCUACGGCCCAGCGGCAUGGACCUGGUGGUCUGCGAAGAGUUCUGGCCGGAAAGCGGCAACCUGCGACUGCUUUACUCCUGCUUCAUCCUCAUCACCUCCUACAUGAUCCCGCUGCUGUCCGUGAGCAUCUCGUACUGCGCCAUCAGCGUCAGCCUCAAGCGCUAUUCUGUGCCCGGGGAGGAGACUAGCAGGAAGCGGCACUGGAAGCAAAAGCGGAAGAAGACCUUCUCUCUGUUGAUGGCAUCAGUGCUGGCAUUUGCUCUGUGUUGGCUCCCUUUGCAGGUGCUGAACCUUUUGUUGGACCUGGACCCAGACUGCGACAUCAUUGGCAAGCGUUACAUCAAUAUCUUACAAGUGUGCUGCCAUUUAGUGGCAAUGAGUUCGGCGUGCUACAACCCCUUCAUCUACGCCUCGCUGCACAGCAAGGUACGCAAACACCUGAGGGGCUACCUGUGCCCUAACAACCAGAGGACGGUGCAAGGGUCCUUGUCCAGAAUCUGAUCUCCAUCUCUAUUAAUUUAUUUUUAUCAUGGAGAAUCUUUUACCAGAAACCAAUUUGGGAUUGUUAAUUUUUUCCACAUGAGGCGUAUUGGAGAUGGUUGAACAAAAACAUGGACAACAAGCAAAAAGGCCAGCAUCAGUACUCUGCGCUUCAUGGGCCUCGUGAUCAAACCUUACAAGCCAUGUGGAGCGGAAAUGCCUGUUUUCACACAGCGAACCAUGUGGAAAACUCACUGCACUUGGAUUACAAUCACGUGCAAAAUACUUGCCAUUCCGGUAUAUUAUUUAUCGCAACAUUUCAAAUCUUUAAAAGGACAGCAUGCAGUUGGCUGCUAACAAGAUUUGAAUGUAGCUUGAUUUCAGUCCCCGCCCCUGCCUCGCCCUUGCUCCUGUUCCUGCCCCCUCGCGUCUCUGUCCAAAGAAAAGCCCCCACCUCACUGGACAACAACAAAAAAAUCCAAGGAGAGACCAGUUCAUCGUGCCCAUGCGGCAUCUUCAGAGUGCACCUCAGUCAGCCCGAGCGCACAACAUUACACGAAAUGUUACCCGCUUGACGUUGUAUUUUUUGGAAUGUACAAUCAAUUAAUCGGAAUCAGAAUCAUCUUUAUUUGCCAAGUAUGUCCAAAAAAAACACAAGGAAUGUGUGUGUUUUUUUUUUAUUAAUAUUUGAUCAAGAUCACAUUCUAUUUGUCCCUGUAAUAGUAAUGCCUUUAGUCCUGCUUGUGAUGCUUUUCUUGCCUUGUAUCCAUGGGCACCAUUUACUGAUGCUGUGACAGUAGUGAGUGGGCUUGGACUGCUAUUUGAGGAGAAAGGCAUGCAGUUGAUGUCUUGCUGCAUCAGAAUCAGAAUCAGAAUCAUCUUUAUUUGCCAAGUAUGUCCAAAACACACAAGGAAUUUGUCUCCGGUAGUUGGAGCCGCUCUAGUACGACAACAGACAGUCAAUUGACAGAGAACACUUUUGAGACAUAAAGACAUUGAGAAAUAAAAACAGUCACUGAGCAGUAAAGGGUUGCUAGUUAUCUGGUAAUGCCGGUACAUUAUUAUUAUUAUUUUUUUAUAAUUGUGCAAAAAGAUGCAGAGUCCUCUAGCACUUAAAGCAGUUCGAAUGACUAAUAUUGCAAUAGUCCGGUGCAAUGACCAUUGUGCAAAGGGCGCCGAGACUUCAAGGAGUGUAUGCGGUUUAAAGUGACGAGUAGUGCGAUCAUCUGGGACAAUGUUGGUUGUGCAAAUGUUGCAGAUACUCCUCAAUCAGUGUGCAAAUGGAGCAGAUGCUACUCUGGCAUGAGUGGCCAGUAUUGGUCAACAACAGAUAUGCAAAUAGUGCAGCGUGGCGAGACAACUACAGUGAGUGCACGGGUAAUGUUUAAUUGGCCCCACAGAAAUGUGACAACGAACUCAAGUAAUGGAAUGGUUGUAAUGGAAUUGUAGGUUAGGUGUUUAAGAAGUUGAUCGCAAGAGGGAAGAAGCUGUUGGAAUGUCUGCUAGUUCUAGUUUGCAUUGAUCGGUAUCGCCUACCGGAGGGAAGGAGCUGGAAUAGCUGGUGACCAGGAUGUGGAGGGUCCAAGAGGAUUUUGCACGCUCUUGUCUUAAUUCUGGCAGCGUGCAAGUCCUCAAGGGUGGGUAGGGGGGUACUGACAAUCCUUUCAGCAGUUUUGAUUGUCCGUUGCAGUCGGAGUUUGUCCUUUUUUGUAGCAGCACCAAACCAGACUGUGAUGGAAGAACACAGGACUGAUUC